This is a messenger RNA of Drosophila grimshawi, 1113 nucleotides long. RefSeq names its product GPALPP motifs-containing protein 1. NCBI's taxonomy places the organism in Eukaryota, Metazoa, Arthropoda, Insecta, Diptera, Drosophilidae. The record is from RefSeq and is a predicted model, not a curated record. Bases 48 to 1052 code for a protein of 334 amino acids. The transcript is spliced from 3 exons.
UUUUUAGCCGGAAGACCGUCAAUAAUCAAACACAAACAAAACAAAUCAUGUCCAGCGAUUCCAGCAGCUCUAGCGAUGAAGAGCACAGGCGCAAGCGCAAGCAUAAAAAAACAAGCAAAGACGUCGAUAAGAAGCAGAAAAAAUCGCAAAAGAAACACAAACAUGAAAAGCGUCACAAGCAAAAGAAGCGAAGUAAGCGAGACGAGCCGCAGGAACAACUGCAUCAGCCGAUGCCAGUGGCGCCAUCAAGACAGCCACUGGAAACAGAUGACAAUUCGGAUGCUUUUGGGCCUGCUUUGCCACCGCAUUUAGUUAAAGAAUUAAAGCCGGAAUCCCAGCCACAAGAGCCGAUGAUUAUAGGACCCGUUAUGCCUGCCAAUCUUGCAGAGACUUCAAUAGUUGCCAGUGUCGCUGAUGCUGAUGACGCGGAUGAUGAUGACCUGACGGGCAUGUGUGGACCGCUGCCAAAUGCCACACAAGUGGAGCUGGAGGAACGGGCUCUAGCCUUAAAGCUGGCGGCAUUAGAAGGAGGCAUUGGAUCCACACCAGAUCAAGAUGUGCGAGAGGAAUGGAUGCUGGAGUUGCCUGAGGUGGGACUGAAAAGUGGCCUUGCAGCGCUGAACAAUAUGAAGCGCACCUUUUACCAAGGCAAGGACCGACCGGACUUCACAGAUCGCAGCUCUUGGACCAAGACACCAAAGAGCGAAGCAGCAGGUCCGAAAGCAUGUAGCUCCAAGGACUUGGAGCAGACAGCGCAGGCGAACUAUGAGCGGCAAAGGGAUGAGGAACAGGAGAGAAUUGCUAAAAAGCACAAGAAGAAACACAAACGGGACGAGUCUUUAGUUGAGUUACAUCAGAAGAAGUUGCGCAAGGAGCAGCGAGCACGGGAAAAAGAACUGGCUGCCUCUGGAUCCAAACCGGAACGGCGUCCCUUUACCCGCGACGUGGACCUGAAGCUGAACAAGAUUGACAAGAAUCAGACCAAGCAAAUUGUAGACAAGGCCAAGAUACUAAACACAAAGUUCUCGAGCGGACACGCCAAGUAUCUGUAAGACUUAAAUUAAGCCAUAAAUAUAUAAUGUAAGAAUUACAAUUAAAACUUAAAUACAUAUU